Sciurus carolinensis (gray squirrel) is the source of this 3642-nucleotide messenger RNA. It is a transcript of the gene Lonrf1, whose product is annotated as LON peptidase N-terminal domain and ring finger 1. Bases 74 to 2467 code for a protein of 797 amino acids. The record is from RefSeq and is a predicted model, not a curated record. The transcript has 12 exons. Gene Ontology annotation, molecular function: metal ion binding; protein binding. Lineage: Eukaryota; Metazoa; Chordata; Mammalia; Rodentia; Sciuridae.
GCCCCGCCUCGUGCCCUCCAGGCCCCGCCCCCGGCCCCGCCCCGGGGGCUUCCCGGGCGCGCGCCGCCCUGCCAUGUCCGCGCGCCACGCCCCCCUGCUCGCGGGCCGCGUGCGGAGCCGCGCGCCCGGGAGGCUCCGGGACUGUGGCGGCGGGCGGCGGCGACGGCGGCGGAGCAGCCCUCCGCCGGCCAUGUCUUCUCCCGCCGUGGCGAGGGGAUCCCCGGGAGGGAGUCAGGAGAUGGCCCCCAGGCCGCGGAGUCCAGGCCGGUUUUGGGAAGUGGGCGGCGGCAGUGGCGACCGGUUGGAGCGCGCGGCCGCGGAGUCUGAGCGCUGGGAGUUGCUGCUCCGCCGCGGCGAGCUGCUGGCUCUGGGCGGCCACCUGAAGGGAGCGCUGGAGGCGUACGCGGCGGCGUUGCGCCGUGGGGCCCCGGUCAGGCCCGAGUGCCUCGGCACCUUGGUGGACUGCCUGGUGUUCAACUACCGGCUUCGCCACGGGCUAGGCUGGAGCACGGCUCCGGCUGCGGGCGCCGGCGGGCUCCUCAGCUGCCUGGGCUGCCGGGGUUUCUUGAGUGAGCCGGUGACGGUGCCCUGUGGCCACAGCUACUGCCGCCGCUGCCUGCGGAGAGAGCUCCGCGCCCGCUGCCGACUCUGCCGGGACCGGCUUCCGCCCGCCGCAGCUAGUGCCACUGAUGCUGAAGGGACCAGCCCGCGGCCGCCGCCUCUGACUGCCGCCAUCGCCGCCUCGGACUUCCGAACCAGCGUCGUCCUCAACCACCUGGCUGAGAAGUGGUUCCCGGGCCAGCGCGAGCGGGCCCGGGCGGCUGGCCGGCUUGGGGAGCUGCUGCACCAAGGGCGCUACCGGGAGGCCCUGGCCGCCGCCUGCGAGGCACUGCGAGCAGAGCCUAGUGACCUGACUCUCAAAAUUUACAGAGCGGAAUCCUAUGCUGGUCUCCAGGAGUUUAAAGCAGCCAUAGAAGAUUUAAAUGCAGUUCUCUUUCAACUUCCAAAUUGGCCUGAGGUUCACUUCAGGAAAGGAAAAGUACUUCAGGAUGCUGGCUUUUUAGGAGAUGCCUUACAACUCUUUCUUCAGUGCUUGGCCCUUGAUGAAGAUUUUGCACCUGCAAAGUUACAAGUAGAAAAGAUCUUAUGUGAUUUAUUAUCACCUGAAAACUUAAAAGAAGACCUGAAGGAAUCUUCCUGGAAUUCAUUACCAUGUAUUAAAAACAAGCCUUUAGGUUUUCCUUCAGUAAUGGAAGAGUCUCACGCCCCCAGUGAGCUUAGCCCAAAGCAGACUGAAGAACUACCAGGGGAUACUUCAGAAACUGUCAGAGGAAGCUUAAACCGUGCUCAGUCAGCGCAAGCUAUCAAUUCAAAAGAUACGUCUGCCAGAGAGGAUUGUUUAAAAAGGGUAUCCUCGGAACCUUUACUCUCUGUUCAGGAAAAAGGUGUUCUGCUGAAAAGAAAGUUGUCUCUCUUGGAACAGGAUGUGGUUGUAAAUGAAGAUGGAAGAAAUAAGCUUAAAAAACAAGGAGAUUAUGGCGACAUCCCAGAAGAAUUAAUAGACGUCUCGGACUUUGAAUGUUCUCUCUGCAUGAGGUUGUUUUUUGAGCCAGUAACAACCCCUUGUGGACAUUCGUUCUGUAAGAAUUGUCUUGAGCGUUGUUUAGAUCAUGCACCAUAUUGUCCCCUUUGCAAAGAAAGCUUAAAAGAGUAUCUAGCAGAUAGGAGGUACUGUGUCACACAGCUGUUGGAAGAAUUAAUAGUGAAGUAUCUGCCUGAUGAACUGUCUGAGAGAAAAAAAAUAUAUGAUGAAGAAACUGCUGAACUCUCACACUUGACCAAGAAUGUUCCAAUAUUUGUUUGCACUAUGGCCUACCCCACUGUGCCUUGCCCUCUUCAUGUAUUUGAGCCAAGAUACAGAUUGAUGAUUCGAAGAAGUAUACAGACUGGAACCAAACAGUUUGGGAUGUGUGUCAGUGAUACACAAAAGAGUUUUGCAGACUAUGGUUGUAUGUUACAAAUUAGAAAUGUACAUUUCUUACCUGAUGGAAGGUCUGUGGUUGAUACAGUUGGAGGAAAGCGGUUUAGGGUUCUAAAAAGAGGAAUGAAAGAUGGAUAUUGCACUGCAGACAUUGAAUACCUGGAAGAUAUUAAGGUUGAGAAUGAAGAAGAGAUAAAAAAUCUGAGAGAACUUCAUGAUUUGGUAUACUCUCAAGCCUGCAACUGGUUUCAGAAUUUAAGAGACAGAUUUCGAAGUCAGAUUCUUCAGCACUUUGGAUCAAUGCCCGAGAGGGAGGAAAACCUUCAGGCAACCCCUAAUGGACCUGCAUGGUGUUGGUGGCUUCUUGCAGUUCUUCCUGUAGAUCCUCGAUAUCAGUUGUCAGUCUUGUCAAUGAAGUCUUUGGAAGAACGACUGACAAAGAUACAGCAUAUACUGACCUAUUUUUCUAGAGACCAAUCUAAAUAACUGCUUGGAUCUUACUUUAAUGUUACCCUAAUCUGACUGUGUUAACAGCCAGAUUGUCCGCUGCCUUUGCACAUCCAGUGCUGGUUUGAGAAAUGUAAUGAAACUCUUUUUUCCUUCAACCUCCUGAAUCAUGUGGAUCUUCAAAUGAAUACCUUCAACUAGGAUUUAGACCACUAAGAACUCGCACAGAAAAACACGCACUGAAUGUGUGUUAAACCUCUACAUUGUGAUGAAGUUGCACUAUGUAUCAUAUUCUAAAAUGAAUUAAGAACUCUGUGUAUGUAUGUAGUAUGUAUGUGUGUGUGUGAGUGGGUACACCUGUGUGAGUAGUAUGUGUGUAUUUUCUCUGGCUUUAAAAUUUUAAAAGAAAAAAAAAAAAGCCAUAGAGAGCAGAACUUGCCGAGGGUCAUUUAUUGCCCAAGUUUACAACAGUAGUGAUAGAAAUUUUUGCAAAUUGAAUUUGCCUCAGAUUUAUUUGUCCUAAUGCUUAUAUUUGCACAAGUAUGUAAAAUAUGGUACUGAGUAUCAUUCUUUGUUGGAAAUACUGCUCUUACUGAACUGUCUUGACCAUUAACUAUGACACAGUUUCUUUCUUAUUUAUGUAAAUACUUGCAUCCCAGUGACCGACAGGCAUUGGAUGCAGAACCUAGAGCCAGUUUUCAGGAACAAUUGCAAACCUGACAUGGUACUGUGCAUCUAUUCAUAAAAUACUUAAAACUGUGAAAAUAUGGUUUACAUUUAAUUGUACAUAAAGGUAAAUGGAGAACUCAAUUCAGUACCAGUUAGUUUGUAUAUUUUAGGGGGGCUUUUCACAUUAACUGCCCAUCUAUGUAAUUUAUAGUUUGACAUGAUGUGUUUGUUUAAAAAGUUACAUAGUAUAAACGCAUUAAGGAUCUGAGGGGAGAGAAGAAGCUUAAUGUAGAACUAAGCUUUUAAAGUUUGUUUUGUUUUUAAUUCUGGUCUUGGUGCGAAUGUUAGUUAUGCCUUAUUCAUACCACAGUUAGGUCACCAUGCUAUGACAUGGUUUCUAUUCAUGCUGCCCUAGAUACUUUUGUAAUUAUUUGUUGCAAACUUGUGACUGUCCCUAUUAACUUUCUUUUAUGUAAGUAAUUUGUAAAAGUUUCUUAAAAUUUUUGCUUUUGCUUAUUUAAUUUUGAAUAAAAGCUUAAUUCAUA